AUGUUUCCGAUUUGCAGCAGAUUCUUCGUUCAGGUAUUGACGGCAGCUUCACCGGCCGAGGAUGAACCAUCGACGUCGAGUGGUCGACGCGGAUCUGUUCUCAAGGGACGGAAUCUUAUUUCGAGAGUAGCUGAAUUCAGAAAAAUGAUCUUGGAAACCUUCACAGAAGAUGGUGUGAACCACAAUCUCAUGGAAUUGCUGCUGUCCGUAUUGGAAAUGGAUCUCUUCAAUAUGGAGGGUUGUGAUGGCCUGAACACUAGCACGUCUGCCGUUGAGGAAGAUGAACACAAUAAUCGUUCGUCGCUUUCAAUGAGAAGGUUAGAGGAGAUUUAUCAGUUUUGA
Cooperia oncophora is the source of this 342-nucleotide messenger RNA. The record is from the annotation of a GenBank genome assembly. Lineage: Eukaryota; Metazoa; Nematoda; Chromadorea; Rhabditida; Trichostrongylidae.